CGCUUGGUUGGGCUCAUUAGCACUCACUUUCACACGGUCUAGCCACACUCCACUCCCGCACCGCACGACGACAGCAGCAGCAGCAGGGGCGGCGCCUACUCACCGGCGAGGCACGGACGGCGAAUCGACCCCCUCUGCAGGACUGAUGGAAGAAGAGAAGAAAUCACAAUUGCUGUCACCAUCGCCGUGGUCAGCCCUCCCGCUGGACCUAGCAAGCCUGGUGCUCAGCCUGCUCCCCAUGUAUGCCGACCGCGCCUGCUUUGCCGCGGUCUGCCCGCAGUGGCGUGCCGCUGCGAGGCAGCUCCAGAUACCACCGCUGCCGCUGCUGGCACUCCCCGAUGGCACCUUCUACAGCCUCAUGUACGACAAGCCCUUCCGCUUCCCUGGUUGUGGCUUCGCUGGGUACGAGAAUGUCUGUGGCAGCUGGCUCGUCUUCUCACGCGAUGACGGUUGCUUCAUGGUCAACCCCUUCUCCCGGGCCACCGUGACGCUCCCUGCUCUCUCAAGUGUACGACUCCGGCCUCCAAAUGCGUCUGCUAAAUCUAAAUGGGCAGAGGGCGGAAGCGUAGAAUCUGCUAACCUCUACAUCACAUGGAUGCGUAUCAAUAAAGCAGACAACCUGCGCAUAAGUAAGCUAAUCUUGUGCUCGCCAAAUCUCGUUGCUGCACUAGUUGGCAUUGGACCCUUCAGUCAGAUUCUAAUGUGCCAGCCAGGGGCCUUGUCGUGGUCAGUACGUGCGUAUGAUCGGAUCGAGGAUUUCCAAGACAUGUCAUUCUUCCAGGGCAAGCUGUACGCCAUUGCCAAGGACGAGAACCUUCUUGUGGUGAACAUCAGCCAGGACCAUAGCACCGGCGAUCCACAGGUUUGUCGGAUUGGACGAGUCAUCGAGGGUGAUUGUCCUCCAUGGUAUUAUGGUGUGUUCGAGGACAACAGUCAGGCCUCCAAGAAGCUCUACCUGGUUGAAUCGGGUGGGAUGUUGCUGAUGGUACGCAGGACGAUUUGGUGUCAGUUUCCUGAACCUGGAACGGACGUUGAAAUUAUGGGUGGACAGAAUGAGUUUGAGGUUUUCGAGGCUGACUUUGAGCAUUCACGGUGGGUCAAGGUGUUGACCUUGGGGGAUGACCAAGUGCUGUUUCUGGGGCGAAGGUGCUCGAGGUCCAUGUCGGUGUCGCAGUACGGGUUGCCAGGCGAUUGCAUCUUCUUCUUGGAUGAUGAUGAGGAUAAUUGCCUAGAGUAUGCCUAUGAUGAGGAGAACAGUUCUUUUGGCGUCUACUCCAUGAGAUUUCGCAGCAUCCAUUCCGGUGAUCCAAAUAUUUCCUGGAAGCGCUGCGCUGAGAUGUAUCUGGCAGCAUGGCUCUUCCCCGAGGACCGUUGAGAAGUUCUUAUACUGUUAGCCCGUUAUCGCAAUGCAAGCUGCUCCAAGGUUAUCUGACGAUGCUAUUGAUGUUGUUGCUAUGCGGUUAUUCUGCAAGCUGUGUGGUUGAGUGGUUCCGGUACCUACAGGCCGUGAAAUGCAUUGGUAGAAAUUAUCUGAACUUUGCUAUUCUGUUAACUGCCGUGCUCCAUCAGUGCUUGCCUGAAUUUAUGGUGGUGAUCACUACUACUGUACUAAAACCUGCUCUCGAUUUCAGGCCUGCAUGCCGCAUGAUCUAAGGAUCUGUAAAACUGUUUUAGUUUCCUUUCAGUACUCUUUAUUUCUGCCUGAACUGCUCCUCUUAGUGAGCUGCUGUAAGACAAGUUGGUGCGCUGGUUUCAUUCUGAGUAAAUGGAACCGGGGAGGGGAGCCUCCCUGUUCAUCUAAAAAAAACUCUACUAGUACUAUGAAAGCUGCUAGCUUCUAGCUACUGUGGAAUGUUGUGCUGAUGCAUGAUCUUAAGACGGUGUCAUUGCUUAUCUGUCUAUUAUCAAUAACAUGGUGGUCUCUUCUUCUU
Molecule: messenger RNA, 1931 nt
Organism: Triticum aestivum (bread wheat)
Lineage: Eukaryota; Viridiplantae; Streptophyta; Magnoliopsida; Poales; Poaceae
Exons: 2
Coding region: 146-1375 (409 amino acids)
Molecular function (GO): protein binding
Source: RefSeq, a predicted model, not a curated record